GGGAGGAGCACACAGAACCGACUAGAGCAGCCAUAGGAGAAGAAUGUGAACAAGAAUGGAUAUAUGAAAUGUUUUCAGGAGAAUGCUCCAAAGCUUCCCUCUGUGUCAGUGAGUCCAUCUGCUGAGAUAAUGGAGGGAAGUUCAGUGACUCUGACCUGCAGCAGUGAUGCUAACCCAGCAGCUAAUUACACCUGGUACAAGAGGAAUGGAAAUCCAGCCCUUCAAUCUCUCAGUAAUGAGUCACAGCUUAUCUUCAGCUCCAUCCAGUCCUCAGACUCUGGACUCUAUUACUGUACAGUGGAGAAUGUGCUGGGCAAGAGGACAUCUGGAGACUUUGGUAUUGAUGUGAAAUAUGCUCCAAAGCUUCCCUCUGUGUCAGUGAGUCCAUCUGCUGAGAUAAUGGAGGGAAGUUCAGUGACUCUGACCUGCAGCAGUGAUGCUAACCCAGCAGCUACUUACACCUGGUACAAGGAGAAUGAAGACUCACCACUUCAUUCAGGACAGAUCUUCACCAUGACUGACUUCAGAGCUGAACACAGUGGGAAUUAUUACUGUGUAGCUCAGAACACAAGAGGGCGUCAUAACUCCACCUUAUAUCUGACUACGGCAGGGAAAACAGCUUUAAUACCAAAUGUCAUCAGGUUAACUUUGGUGGUCUUGAGUCUGAUUCCUCUGCUUCUUUUGAUUGUGUGGAUGAGGAAGAAGAUGUCCUCUAGCCAUGAAGCUGAAUCAAACGAAGUGGUGGAGAUGAUAGAGAUGCAGUGAAAUCACAGACUGGACUGACCUGAUGGAAACAGAAAGUAGUGACAGCAAAACAUCACAGUGGAAAAUGAUGCUGCGCAGGAAGUGAUGGAACUGGAUACAUUUUGCUAGGAUUUAUUAUUUUUAUUGUUUCUAUUAAACAUACUGCUGGCUUAAUGCUGAUUUACACAUGGCAUUAUGUGCUAAAUAAAAGAGUUGUGUUGACCUGUGUAAGACGGGAGGAUCUCAAACUUUAUCUCACACUAUGUGAAUUGGGAAGAAACAAAGUUGAAUAGUAGCAGGUCAAACAGAGGACAAAGCACACCAGCUUACACUCAAGACACAUCAGACACAUGAACACACACUGCAGACACACACACUCUCAUGGACACUCGCUGCAUGCUCACACAUACCAGCUACUACUGAUUGAAGGAUGCACUUGUUUUGAAGCUCAUGUAAAAGAACAUAAAACUGAUAAAGUGCAAAUGAUUGGAGGCAUGCGUCACCCAAAGCAAUGAGAGCACUGUCAUACAACUUUAACAGGAAGACCAUAAGUAACGACAUAAGACUGUAUCCUUAGGCUAUGACUACUAAUGAAGACACAAAGACACAAACACACCUAUCAGUCAUUGUAGGGAGGGAUUCCUUUCUCUUUCAGGUUAUCAGAAACUGAUGAUUCAUUGGAGGAUUGUAUGGUGACAAGAUGUGGACAAGCCUGUCCACCAACGAGAGAGAGCCAAGUCUAAACCACGGCUCUUCUCCACCAGUUUGACCAGUGAGAUUGUAGCACAUUUCAUAAAUAUACUCUGUAUACUGAAUACUGCAUCCAUUACUGGGAAGACGCCUUCAGAUUAACACCUUUGUUAAUUCUAGUCCUCUGAAGUGUAAUUGUUGUUGAUAUCAAGCUACUUGGCAUUGCAGAAUAAACAGCUUUAACUGAGAGAAGUUUCCUGUCUGCUGUCUCAAAAACACACUCAACACUGUGAAAUGUUGUA
Messenger RNA from Acanthochromis polyacanthus (spiny chromis), 1736 nucleotides. RefSeq names its product B-cell receptor CD22-like. The coding region runs from base 64 to 765 and encodes 233 amino acids. Gene Ontology annotation, biological process: cell-cell adhesion. Gene Ontology annotation, cellular component: membrane. The record is from RefSeq and is a predicted model, not a curated record. NCBI's taxonomy places the organism in Eukaryota, Metazoa, Chordata, Actinopteri, Pomacentridae. The transcript has 6 exons.